GAGGGGCUAAGUUGGAUGCAGGCGGGAAUUUAGUUCUCUUCCAAUUAGCCUUCCACCUCGCCCUCUGGCGGCUUCAGACAGCGGGCCGACUUAGUGUGACUGUCGGCAUGCUUCCAGACUGUCAGUGACAGUCCCCAGAGGGUGACUGCGCAGGAGACAGGAGCUUUCCAAAUGGGAGAGGAGGGGCCGGGUGGCACCGUGCAUCUGCUGUGCCUCGCGGCGUCCAGCGGGGUCCCUCUGUUCUGCAGGAGCAGCCGCGGGGGCGCCCCCACUCGUCAGCAGCUCCCAUUCUCUGUCAUCGGUGCCCUGAAUGGAGUCCAUAUGUUCGGGCAAAAUCUGGAAGUGCAACUGAGCUCUGCGAGGACGGAGGACACGACCAUCGUGUGGAAAAGCUUCCAUGACAGCAUCACCCUCAUUGUUCUGUCUUCUGAGGAGGGCAUCUCGGAGCUGAGGCUGGAGAGACUGCUCCAGAUGAUAUUCGGGGCCAUGGUUCUUCUCGUGGGACUUGAAGAACUGACCAAUAUCCGAAAUGUAGAGAGACUGAAGAAGGAAUUGAGGGCCAGUUAUCACCUCAUCGACAGCUUCCUGGGGGACUCAGAGCUCAUUGGGGACCUGACUCAGUGUGUGGACUGUGUGACUCCUCCAGAGGGGUCCCUCCUGCAGGAAGCCCUUGCCGGGUUCGCGGAGGCCACGGGCACAGCCUUUGUCAGUCUGAUGGUCGGCCGGGUGGUAGCAGCGACAGAGGGCUGGUGGAGGCUGGGAAUGCCCGAGGCCGUGCUGCUCCCCUGGCUAGUGGGGUCUCUGCCGCCGCAGGCUGCUCGCGACUAUCCGGUGUACCUGCCUCACGGGAGUCCCACGGUCCCUCACCGGCUCUUGACCCUGACGCUGCUGCCGGGCCUGGAGCUGUGUCUGCUUUGCGGGCCACGCCCGUCCCUGAGCCAGCUGGACGCACAGCUUCUGGAGCGCUGGUGGCAACCCCUGCUGGACCCACUGCGGGCCUGCCUGCCACUGGGCUCGCGAGCGCUGCCCGAUGGCUUCCCGCUGCACACAGACAUCCUCGGGCUGUUGCUCCUUCACCUGGAACUGAAACGUUGCCUGUUCACCGUGGAGCCUUUGGGGGAUAAAGAGCCUUCCCCAGAACAGCGCCGGCGUCUCCUCCGAAACUUCUACACCCUGGUCACCACCACACACUUCCCACCAGAGCCAGGGCCAAUGGAGAAGGCAGAAGACAUGGUUAACCGGGCCCAGCUACCGAAAGCCUGCUACCUGGUGCUGGGGCCAGGCAUGGGGUGGCAACUGGUGGCUCUUCAGCUGGGGCUGCGGCUGCUGCUGCUAUUGGUGCUUCCUCAAAGUCCCACCCACGGACUGCGAAGCCUGGCCACCCACACUCUGCAUGCCCUCACCCCACUCCUUUGACCAGCUAGGGGUCGGUGACCCACGCAGGUGACCCUGGGGUAGUAGCAUCUGUUUAUUC
Castor canadensis (American beaver) is the source of this 1474-nucleotide messenger RNA. It is a transcript of the gene Fuz, whose product is annotated as fuzzy planar cell polarity protein. Gene Ontology annotation, biological process: non-motile cilium assembly; vesicle-mediated transport. The record is from RefSeq and is a predicted model, not a curated record. Lineage: Eukaryota; Metazoa; Chordata; Mammalia; Rodentia; Castoridae.